This is a messenger RNA of Coniophora puteana RWD-64-598 SS2, 2626 nucleotides long. RefSeq lists its product as uncharacterized. The record is from RefSeq and is a predicted model, not a curated record. The transcript has 5 exons. The coding region runs from base 9 to 2549 and encodes 846 amino acids. NCBI's taxonomy places the organism in Eukaryota, Fungi, Basidiomycota, Agaricomycetes, Boletales, Coniophoraceae.
CCGCCAUCAUGUCCGAAGAGCCGCGCACUGCAUCUUCAACCAAGCCUACUCCUGUUCAGAUCAAGCGUAGUUCGCACUUCAGCAGCGGACAUAGCAACUCGAACGGUCUCAAAUCGAGCGGUCUACCGACAAGCAGCCGCCCGUCUAGCAGCGUCAUACAAAGCAGCUCCAAUUUGGAACAACACACUCCUUCUGCUGCCCAAUCCGCGAUGAAGGAACACUCCAAGGAUGAGCUUCGGGGUGCCACAUGGGAAAUGUCCCCAGUAGAUCUCGCUUAUGCACUCUCAGCCAAGGCGUGGAAACAUGGUGUAUCGUUUGACGAAAACCCCCACGACAUUAUCGAGAACUACGACACUCAUCUUCUGGAGACUUUGGAGCCUCACCUUCUUGCCUCUGCCGAGAAGCUUCGGCAGCUCAUGGCGGAAUCGACGCCCCCCGUAGAUUUCCCGGAUCAUGGACACCCCAACGAAGAGAGUUCUUACCAGUCUAUCAACAAUUUCCUCCAAUGCUGCGUCGCAGCUGCUCUCUUUGCUUCGGAAAUGGAGAAUGGGCCCGGGGACCACUCCUACUACAGCAAACUACGCUUUGCCGAGUGGGCGAAACCGGUCUCCGACGGUGUCGGCAGCGAUGACAGUCUUAAGCCAGACUUGGUUGGGUUUAUUCCCAGAGAGACAGAAGACUCUAGCGGUGCUAUUUCUACGCAUGACAUACCUUCUAAGGUUUCAUGGACUCUAUCUGACGCAGCACGAGAGGAGGCUAAUCACUGCGAGCUGCUCAUCCCAGUCGAAGUCAAGCGGAGUUGGUCAGAGCUCAUCGCGCAAGCCGCAACGUAUGCACGCUGCCUUUCGUUCGCUUCUCCCGUACGCCAAUUCUCACUGGUGCUUGCGUAUCAAUACAAAGCCAAAGAACUGCGCUUCCUCGUUUUCCAUCCAGGUGGUCUCACAGCGUCUGCUGCUCUCGACCCGUCCAAUUCCGAGCACCACAUCGACAUUCUUCGCCUUUUCGUUGCUUUAAUCACCUGGGAGACCCGGGCGGAUGCUGGAUUACCUGAAUGGUGUGACGAGACCUCAUCGUAUCUUCCUCUCAAAGGUAACGAUGACGGCGUCAACCUUCGAAUCGAGGAGGUUCUUCAUCGAUCUUUAGCCCUACGUGGUCGAUCGCCAGAGGUUUGGCGCCUCUCCAACAGGACUCAAGAUUCCGCAGAUCAUCCCUUCAUACCUCCUCCAGUGACGUCACUCACACAAGGGAAGAGACCGACGAGCUCGAAGAGGAAAGCAACUGAAGAAGGGGACAGUCAGAGAAAGCGUAAGAAGAAGGACACGGCGACUCAGUGCGGCAAUGUGACCCAGAACAGUUCUGCUGCGACGAAGAAACCUGGGUACGGAAAGCCGGUCGCAUUGAAAAGGUUCGAGGCUCGGUACGUGCGGCAGGGUGUUGAUACGCAGCCGAAUCAAGUCUUCGAGGACGAUAUAGAUAUUGUCAGCAAAUUCUCUUGGGUAUCCCGGCGCUAUUUCAAUGCGGAAAGGAAUAUGCUGCACGACUGCGGUGACAGCUUUGGCGUUGCGAAGCACUACUACUCCUCUGUAGUACACCACAAGGAGGGGCUACCUGUCACUAAUCACCUCUUCUUGAACUUAGCCACCUUCUGGAGGGUCAUCGAAAAAGACGACGCGUGGAAGAAGAAGGACCCCAUCAAGGAAUACAGAGCGUUGAGACAGCACGUUUCCAGCUUCUGUGGCCGUUCUCUUGUUCACGUAAAGACCCCCGAGGAACUUUUCAAUACUAUCGCCCACGCCAUGAUAGGGUACUGGAACAUGCUUAGAAAAGGCUAUCAGCAUCGUGAUAUCAGCAUCGGCAACAUGCUUCGAUGCGAGACCGCUCAGGCGAAGGCGUCUCUUUCGGAGGUUUUAGCUAUUAUGCUACGAGAUAUCAACAUCUCGGAUAGCCGUAAAGCGUUGUUGAAGAAACUGAAAGACCUCCUGGAACGAUUGAAGAUAGACGAUCAGUGCAAAGGAUUUGUCAUUGACGGCGACUUGGCAAUCAACCUUCGUGAAUAUUUCUUCGAUAUCAAUCUGAGUGAGGCAACUUCGCGAUCGGGAACGGUGGAGUUUAUGUCAGAAGGCCUCAUCACUUCUGUAAAAAUGAAAGAACCAUACCUUCAAUCUCCUGUGGACGAUGUUUUCUCGUUUUUUUAUUCCGCACUUUGGGCAGCGGUUUACAACGGAGACUACAACGAACUGGGACUGCCCAAUGGUCUGGAUGUACUUCGUCAAGAAAUCGCCAGUGAGACGAGAACUCGGGCUGUGGAGACUGUCGUAGAACGCGUGGCCCUCAAAGCGAACAACUAUGGCGACUUUCUUCCCAAAUGUCAAGCGUUUUUGAGAUCGUGGCAAGCUAUAAUCAAACGCAUUGUCGUCGACUGGGCAGCAAUUAUGGAUAAAGAUCCUGAAGCGGGGACUUUGGAGGAGCAUUUCUGUACCUUCUACGAAAGGAGCCUCCUCGAAUAUCUUGAGUUGCUGAUCGAGAUGUAUCCUUCUGGUUCGGAGUAGGCAUAAACGAAUUAUUAUGUACAUGCCUAUCGUGGUACACGACCAUUCGGAUAUUCACAUCAUUGUACUCGCAUGCU